AUGCACUCGCGCUGGGAUGCCGGGGGCACGGGGGACGUCGGGCACAAGGGGUGGUCGAAGCACGGAGGGGAUAGUCAGGAAUCUGGGAGAGAUGCUCGUGCAUGGAGGGGAUGUUCGGGCACGGCUGCCAUCCCCACACGGCGCUCUGCUCCCCGCAGGGGCUUCAGCUACGUGGACCUGGUGGAGGGGUUGCGGGACGGGCGCUUCUAUGCGCUGAAGCGCAUCCUGUGCCACGACAAGGAGGACCGCCAGGCCGCCCUGCGCGAAGUGGAGAUGCACAACCUCUUCCAACACCCCAACAUUCUGCGCCUGGAGGCCCACUGCCUGGUGGAGAAGGGUGCCAAGCACGAGGCCUGGCUUCUCCUGCCCUAUGUGAAGGGGGGGACCCUAUGGAGUGAGGUGGAAGCACUGCGGGAGAAAGGAACCUUCAUGCCAGAGCAGCGCAUUCUUCUCAUCCUCCAUGGCAUCUGCAGUGGGCUGCAGGCCAUUCACAGCAAGGGCUAUGCACACAGGGACCUCAAGCCCACCAAUGUGCUGCUGGAUGAGGAUGACCAGCCUAUUCUGAUGGACCUGGGCUCCAUGAACCGGGCCCGCAUGGAAGUCACCAACUCUCGGGAGGCCAUGGCUGUGCAGGACUGGGCUGCCCAGCGCUGCACCAUCUCCUACCGUGCCCCUGAGCUCUUCACAGUGCCCAGCCAGUGCGUCAUCGAUGAGCGCACGGAUAUUUGGGUGAGGACACAGCCCCCC
Molecule: messenger RNA, 747 nt
Organism: Meleagris gallopavo (turkey)
Lineage: Eukaryota; Metazoa; Chordata; Aves; Galliformes; Phasianidae
Source: RefSeq, a predicted model, not a curated record